CUCCAAAUCCUCCUCUUUCAGUCGUGGUGCAAGCAGCCAUGUUGCCGCGAGCUUGUUCCGGUAUCAGGGCAGGAUCGUGCGCAUAGACUGCAGCUCGGGCGCAGCUCCUCGCCUCUCUCUCUCUCUCACACACUCACUCACUCUCUGUGUCGCCGUGACACGCACCUCCUAACAAGAAAACCCCAGUUAACCGAUAAUGGAUUUUACAACUUGAUGAUUCCUCUUUUGAGUCGGCUGCUCACGGGAAUAACAGCAGGUCGGUGUACCGACAGGACGAGCUGGUGUGUGUAUAUAUAUAUAUAUCGCCACACUGCAGUGCAGCACUGGUGAACGACCUUAUUCCAAUCACGCAAACACAAGGAAGAGCGCCGGUGAUUUCCGUGGAUUUUUUUUUUUAGUUUUGUGGGCUGCUCUGUGGCAGUCACCGCCGCCGCGGCCGCAGGAGGACAAGCUAACCAGCUAGCUCUGCCCCUAAAGAAACACUGAAUCAGCUAGCUACAUGGGCUAAUAUUGGCCAGCCAGUUAGCCAGCGCGACAAAUUAAAUCGCGUUUCUUCACCUGCCAUGUGAUUUAUUAUUUUUUUAUACACAUGCUGCUGUUUUUAUUUUUCGGAUACCCCUAAAAAAACAACAAAAAAAAAAACCUGGGAAUAUUUCACUGGGAAUUUUUGACUUGCGUUUCGUGUGUGAGUUGGGGAAGGUCGAGACCUCCUCGCCGGGAAUAACUUUGGCCUCCUGAAAGUUUUGUGUGUUAAAGAGACCUGCUUUUCUUUUAAAAAAAAAAAAAAAACUGAGAGGAAACACAUCUCUGCCACGAAGAGAGAGAGAAGAAAAGAAAAGAAGAAGGAAAAAAAACAGGCGUCGACACAAAAACAAGCUCCGUGAAAGACGACGCCGGAGUUUAAAAAGAUUUGCUGUGAAGAAUUUCGGCGACGGUUGGAGGAGACGUUGGUUAGCAGCCGUUAGCAUGCUAACCGCCUAACUGAAGCUCGUCUUGUUUCAACCGUUGCCCAACUUUUUUUUUUUUUUCUCUCCGAGCUAGCUCUCAAACGUCACCGCGUCGGUGUGAAAGCUCCGCUGGGGUCACCGUCGACGCCGAUAAAUGCUAAUUGGGAACUGAAUGUUUUCAGGCCGAAGCUGAAGAAGACGUUUUUUUUUGUUGUUGUUGUUGUUGCUUUUUUUUCUUCUUCUUGUUGACAAACAUGGGACGUGCUGCUGCUGCUAGCUAGUCUUCUAGCUAGCUGGCUAACUCGGCUGAUGUGGGAUUCAACUUGUUGAUUCACGAGCUAUCUGUCGUGCUGCUGCUAGCUGGCUAGCACUGGACAACUGUUGGAAAUUUAUCCCCCCCCUUUUCUCUCCCGUCCUUCACCAUCAACUAGACAGGUUUUAAAUGCACAAUAGACACUGAAAGGUCGUUCUGGUUUUUACCGUUCCUCCCCCCCCUCCCCUCCUUUUUUUUUUUUUUUUUUUUUUGGGGCAACUUCAAGUCUUUCAAAAAUGUCAACAAGGAUCCCUCUGGUGCAAGUCAUUGAAAACUCAGCCGGGCAGGAGUCCAAGUCGUCCGGCCGCUCCAGCAUGCCGCGAUGUCGGAACUCCGUCGCCACAACCACAUCAGAUGAGCAGCCGCACAUUGGUAACUAUCGGUUGCUAAAAACCAUCGGCAAAGGCAACUUCGCCAAGGUCAAACUGGCACGACACGUCCUCACCGGAAAAGAGGUGGCUGUAAAGAUCAUUGAUAAGACACAGCUCAACUCCUCCAGUUUGCAGAAGCUCUUCCGGGAGGUGAGGAUCAUGAAGAUGUUGAAUCACCCUAACAUAGUCAAGCUCUUUGAGGUGAUAGAGACAGAGAAGACUUUGUACCUGGUAAUGGAGUACGCCAGUGGAGGAGAGGUCUUUGAUUACUUGGUGGCCCAUGGCAGGAUGAAAGAGAAAGAAGCCCGUGCCAAAUUCAGACAGAUUGUGUCAGCGGUGCAGUAUUGCCAUCAGAAGUGUAUAGUACACAGAGACCUCAAGGCGGAGAACCUGCUGCUGGACGCAGACAUGAACAUCAAGAUAGCAGACUUUGGCUUCAGUAAUGAGUUCACUCUGGGGAACAAGCUGGACACGUUCUGCGGCUCUCCGCCCUACGCUGCCCCGGAGCUCUUCCAGGGGAAGAAGUACGACGGGCCCGAGGUGGACGUUUGGAGCCUGGGGGUGAUCCUCUACACACUGGUCAGCGGCUCGCUGCCCUUCGAUGGACAGAACCUCAAGGAACUGAGAGAGCGCGUGCUGCGUGGUAAAUACAGGAUUCCUUUCUACAUGUCCACGGACUGUGAGAACUUGCUCAAAAAGUUCCUCAUCCUGAACCCCUCCAAAAGAGGCAGCCUCGAGCAGCAGAUAAUGAGGGACCGGUGGAUGAAUGUGGGCUACGAGGAGGAAGAACUCAAACCCUACAUCGAACCCCAGCCAGAUUAUAAGGACCCCAGGAGGACAGACAUCAUGCUGCAGAUGGGAUUCUCUCAGGAGGAGAUCCAGGACUCGCUGGUGAACCAGAAGUACAAUGAUGUGAUGGCUGCAUAUCUGCUACUGGACUAUAGGAACUCUGAGCUGGAUGAAGGUUGCAUCAAGCCCCGGCCAGGAAGUGAUGUAAGCAACAUAAACGCCCCCUCCCCGCCUCACAAGGUACAGCGCAGUGUGUCGUCCAACCAGAAGCCUCAGAACCGCAGAGCCACUGAUCAGGGUGAGACUGGCUCCUCCUACUCCAAGAGGGGGGGUCAAGGGGACAACAGGACUGCAGCGGAGGACUCUGGGAGGAAAGGUUCAUCAGGCAGCUCCACCACCAAGGUGCCGGCCAGCCCUCUGGUCUCCUCUGACCGCAAGAAGAGCGCCACGCCCUCCACCAAUAGCAUCCUGUCCACCGGUACCGGGCGCAGUCGGAACUCUCCUCUGACUGAGAGAGCUACGCUUGGCCAGGGCAUCCAGAACGGCAAGGACAGCCUAAACACUCCGGGCUCCCGUGCCUCCACUGCCUCGGCCGCUGCCGUCCUCUCAUCCUCCUCAUCCUCCUCGCGUUCCCGCCACCACAAGUCCCUGUCCUCCUCCAAUCAUCCAUGCCCCUCUGACCUGCACGCACCACGGCCCAGCGCCCCAACUCAGCGGGCACCCGUUGCCUCCCCGUCUGCCCACAACAUCAGCAGCGCUGCCGCGUCCGACCGCCCCAACUUCAACCGAGGGGUGGGCAUCCGCAGCACAUUCCACGCAGGACAGCAGCGGGGCGCCCGGGACCAGCAGGGCUCUGCCUACACCGGCGGGCCCGCGUCCCCGUCACUGUCACAUGGCAACAGCCAGGCCCGGAGGACACACGGCGCCACCGGGAUUUUCAGCAAGUUCACAUCCAAGUUUGUACGCAGAAAUCUCUCGUUCAGGUUUCCGAGAAGGAGUCCGUAUGAGGGAGAGGGUCGGGAUGAGGGGAGCAGAUCUAUGCUGAGCAGUACAGUGGACAAGUCAGAGAAGACGUCCGGUGUUCUCUCCUCCUCUUCCAACAAUGAUGAGAACAACUCCUCACCAGGAUCUGGUAACACUGGUGGCACCGGCACCCCACCUGCCAUUGCCAGCCAAAAGGACUCAGCCAAGCCUCGCUCUCUUCGCUUCACGUGGUCCAUGAAGACCACGUCGUCCAUGGAGCCCGCGGAGAUGAUGCGCGAGAUCCGCAAGGUGCUCGACUCCAACAGCUGCGAGUACGAGCUGCGCGAGCGCUACAUGCUGCUGUGCGUGUCGGGCAACCCGGCCCGCGACGACUUCGUCCAGUGGGAGAUGGAGGUGUGCAAGCUGCCGCGGCUCUCCCUCAACGGCGUGCGCUUCAAGCGGAUCUCAGGCACGUCCAUCGCCUUCAAGAACAUUGCCUCAAAGAUUGCCAACGAGCUCAAACUGCCUUGAAUCGGUCCAGGACGGAGAGAGAAAGCAGGAGAAGCAUCAAAAGGUUUCUCAUAUCAGAGCACAUGUUCACGUUCAAAUAAUAAACAAAACAAAACAGAAGAAGCCA
Messenger RNA from Larimichthys crocea (large yellow croaker), 4020 nucleotides. It is a transcript of the gene mark2b, whose product is annotated as MAP/microtubule affinity-regulating kinase 2b. Gene Ontology annotation, cellular component: cytoplasm. The coding region runs from base 1497 to 3914 and encodes 805 amino acids. Gene Ontology annotation, biological process: intracellular signal transduction; microtubule cytoskeleton organization; protein phosphorylation. Gene Ontology annotation, molecular function: ATP binding; tau-protein kinase activity. NCBI's taxonomy places the organism in Eukaryota, Metazoa, Chordata, Actinopteri, Sciaenidae. The transcript has 22 exons. The record is from RefSeq and is a predicted model, not a curated record.